AUUGGCAGGCGCAGGCGAUUCCUUCAAACGGCAUCUUUUCACUUCAGAGUGCAUUCGUUAUGCUCCUCCGUAGAGUUGUCAGUCAGUCGCUUAAAAGAGAUGUUCAAUUUCGUCGUUUUGCCGGUACACUGAGUUUGGAGUCUCCUGCCAGUUUGAAUUACGUGGAUGAUCACAGAAUCACGGCGAAUAACCCCGACAGAUCUCUGGAUUUUAAAGUCUACGAACCCGCCACAGGUAAACUACUAUGUACCUGUCCAAGUUCGAGUCAAGACGACAUUGACAAUGCAGUGAAAAGUUCUCAAGAUGCGUUCCAUAUAUGGUCAUCGUAUUCUGGAAGUGAGAGAGCAGCUGUUCUGAGAAAAGCCGCAAAAAUAAUUGAGGACAACCAUGAAGAUAUUGCCCGUACCGAGGUUAAAGACAAUGGUAAACCAAUCUCUGAAGCCAGAUACGACAUAGUGACUGGCAUAGAUACUUUGAAUUACUAUGCUGGACUUGCCCCAACCAUUGCAGGGCAACAUAUACAGUUACCAGGGGGAUCAUUUGCAUAUACUAGAAGAGAACCACUUGGAGUUUGUGCUGCGAUAGGUGCCUGGAAUUAUCCAUUUCAGAUUGCUUCCUGGAAGGCGGCUCCCGCACUGGCUUGUGGAAAUACCAUGGUAUUCAAACCGUCUCCAUUAACUCCCUUGACAGCAGUAGUACUUGCUGAAAUAUUUACAGAGAGUGGUCUUCCUAAAGGAUCAUUCAAUGUAGUACAAGGUGGUGCAGAGGCUGGUCACAUGCUUAGCUCUCAUCCUGGAGUUGCUAAAGUUUCAUUUACUGGCAGUGUGCCCACAGGAAAAAAGAUUAUGGCAAACUGUGCAGAAGAUGUGAAACAUGUGACUUUGGAACUAGGAGGAAAGUCUCCUCUCAUUAUAUUCCCCGAUUGUGAUAUGAAUAAUGCAGUUAGCGGAGCACUAAAUGCAAACUUUCUUACUCAGGGAGAGGUUUGUUCAAAUGGUACCAGGGUAUUUGUUCACAAAUCUAUCAUGAAGUCUUUCCUGGAAAAAAUAAUAGAUCGAACAAACAACAUUAAGUUAGGGGACCCUAUGAAAGAUGAGACAACUAUGGGAGCUGUGAUUAGUGCAGAUCAUGGAAAGAAGAUUUUGAACUAUAUUUCAGGAGCACGGAAGGAGGGUGCCACUGUACUAUGUGGUGGUGAAAAGGUCAUACCAAAUGACUCCAUGCUUUCUGGUGGUUUUUACAUCUCCCCAUGUGUGCUUGGGGACUGUCGAGAUGACAUGACUGUUGUCAAAGAAGAGGUAUUUGGUCCUGUCAUGUCAGUGUUAUGUUUUGACUCUGAGGAAGAAGUUAUUACCAGAGCUAAUGAUACUGUGUUUGGCUUGGCAGCUGGUGUUUUCACUAAUGAUCUGAAGAAAGCACACAGAGUGAUAUCUAAACUGGAAGCUGGUACCUGUUGGAUCAACACGUUUAAUUUAACACCAUCAGAGAUACCAUUUGGGGGUUACAAACAAUCAGGUCUUGGCAGAGAGAAUGGAUCAGUGACAAUUGAGUAUUAUACACAACUGAAGUCAGUCUAUGUGGAAAUGGGGAAUGUGGAGUGCACUAUGUAAAUGAGCUGUCAUACCUAUGUACAUUCAGUCGACAAAGGUGUAUACCUUAAAGACAUUGAUGGAUACGAGACAUUCUUGACCACAUUCAUUACGAC
This is a messenger RNA of Saccoglossus kowalevskii, 1705 nucleotides long. RefSeq names its product 4-trimethylaminobutyraldehyde dehydrogenase A-like. Lineage: Eukaryota; Metazoa; Hemichordata; Enteropneusta; Harrimaniidae. The record is from RefSeq and is a predicted model, not a curated record. Gene Ontology annotation, molecular function: oxidoreductase activity, acting on the aldehyde or oxo group of donors, NAD or NADP as acceptor.